UCACGACACCUCCUGACACGCUCACUCACUCGUCACUCCCUUCUUCAACAAAGGGGAGGUUUUGAAAAUGGCGGCGAUGAGAUACAAAGGAGGAAGAGUCCUUAUCACAAUCUUCUUCUUCUUCUCCAUCGUCCUUCUUACGUGCUCACAUGCUCACUCUUCUUCUACAAAAUCGUUCUUUUGGUUAGGGGAAACAGAAGUCAUGAACGCCAUGAAAAAGGAGAAGGAGAUUGAUGUUGGAGCAGCUAAUGAAGUUGAAGAGAGACAAGUUCCCACUGGAUCCGACCCUCUCCAUCAUAACCACAUUCCCUUUACUUCUCCAUAGACUUUUACAUCUGCUGCUGUUUCCUACACUUCACUUGUUGAUUUUGUAACACGUUUUGCAUACUCCAGUUUUGGGUUUUGUUUAUCCGAAUGUUAAAUUUAAUUUCAGGUUUUCUUAAAUAAUGAUUUACUUUGUGAGUGUAUAUCAUCCCAACUGAAUAACGUAUGAAACUUUUUUGUCAUCUUCUGAUAAAACAUUGUGGAAAAAAAAAAACAGUUUUACAAUUUUAGUCUGCUAUAUUUUUUUCAGAAUGAUGAACCAUAAAAUAAAAUGUUAAAUAAAUUGUCAUGCCAAAUUGCAAAAGAAACAUUUUGCCUAUAUAUAUUUAUUGUAACUUGCAACAUACAUUUGUAGAUUAAAUUGCAUAAGACAAACCACCUAACAGACUAAACAUCUAAACACAGCCCUUACAGCUAUUUUCAUAACACUUAUCUUAUUUUUAGAAGCUUUUUU
Molecule: messenger RNA, 778 nt
Organism: Raphanus sativus (radish)
Lineage: Eukaryota; Viridiplantae; Streptophyta; Magnoliopsida; Brassicales; Brassicaceae
Product: CLAVATA3/ESR (CLE)-related protein 40
Exons: 3
Coding region: 68-325 (85 amino acids)
Source: RefSeq, a predicted model, not a curated record